GAGACGGACUGCACGUUCUACUUUCACUUUGAACAACAUGGCGGGAGGGGAGAUGUCGGCGGAGUUUAUGAAAUAUCGCUCGCCUCUUGUGUCACGCUAUGCCAGUCCAGAAAUGGCAUUCAACUUUAGUGAGAUGAAGAAAUUCACAACAUGGCGUCGACUAUGGACAUAUCUGGCAAAAUCAGAAAAGGCUUUGGGACUCACUAUUACAGACGAACAAAUCUCAGAGAUGGAGAACAAUCUCGAAAACAUCAACUUUGAGCUGGCAGCCUCAGAGGAGAAGAAAUACCGACAUGAUGUUAUGGCCCAUGUUCACACAUUUGGAGCGUGCUGUCCAAAAGCUUCUCCUAUCAUUCACCUUGGAGCGACCUCCGCUUAUGUUGGAGACAACACUGAUCUGAUUGUGAUGAGAGAUGGCUUUCAUAUUCUUCUCCCAAAGCUUGCUCGCGUGAUCAAACGUCUGGCGGAUUUUGCAGAUAAACAGAAAAGUUUGCCUUGUUUGGCCUACACCCAUCUACAACCAGCCCAGCUUACAACUGUAGGAAAGCGGGCGUGCUUGUGGAUUCAGGAUUUACUGAUGGACCUCCGUAAUCUGGAGAACGCCAGCGACAACAUCCGAUUCCGCGGAGUGAAAGGAACCACAGGAACACAGGCCAGCUUCCUAAGUCUGUUUGAGGGAGACGAUGAGAAGGUUGAGGAGCUGGAUAGAAUGGUGACAGAGAUGGCAGGUUUCAAACAGACCUACAUGGUGUGUGGACAGACCUAUUCCCGUAAGGUGGAUGUGGAUUGUCUCAAUGUGUUGGCCAGUCUCGGAGCCUCUAUCCACAAGAUCUGUACAGAUAUAAGGCUAUUGGCCAAUUUCAAAGAACUGGAAGAGCCAUUUGAAAAAGAUCAAAUAGGUUCCAGUGCUAUGCCAUAUAAGCGUAACCCGAUGAGGAGUGAGAGGUGCUGUGCUCUGUCUAGACAUCUGAUUUGUCUGGUACAGGAUCCACUGAUGACUGCCUCCACCCAGUGGAUGGAGAGAACACUGGACGACAGUGCCAACAGGAGAAUCAGUCUUCCUGAGGCCUUUCUGACAGCGGACAUUAUACUGAGCACUCUACAGAACAUCUCAGAGGGACUUGUAGUGUAUCCCAAGGUGAUAGAAAGAAGAGUAAACCAAGAGUUACCUUUCAUGGCAUCAGAAAACAUCAUUAUGGCCAUGGUCAAGGCUGGAGGAGACAGACAGGAGUGUCAUGAACAGAUCCGAGUGUUGUCUCAGGAGGCAGGGCGUGUUGUAAAACAAGAGGGCGGGGAUAACGACCUGGUGGACCGGAUCAGGAAGUCGGACUACUUCAAACCGAUUCACAGCCAGCUGGAAGCUCUGUUGGACCCCGGGACCUUUACAGGACGGGCUCCCAGACAGGUGACAAAAUUCAUUGAAAUGGAAGUGACACCAAGUUUACAGAAAUACAUGGACAAACUAAAAGAGGGAGGGAAAGUGGAACUCCAGAUCCUGAGUUCUGAUAUACAACAUCAGAUCAGGGCGGUACUGUAUGGACAAUGUGUAGGGGACGCCCUAGGACUUCUCACCGAGUUCCUGACCAAAAAGGAGGCCAAACAGUACUUUGGUAAAUUGAAGGACUGUUUGGAGUUCGAACACAAGUCCCUUGUAGACAACCCGCACCAGAACCGCUGGAACGUGGGGGACUGGUCUGACGAUUCAGAUCAGACCAUUCUUAUACUCAUCUCACUCACCGAGAACAAGGGAGAGGUGAACUGUAAGGACAUCGCCCGUCGAUUCCUGGACUGGAUGAAAAGAGGAAUCCCCGAGCUGGGGGAUUAUGUGGGGAUGGGGAUCGGUGCGACCACUGACCGGGUCAUACACCACAGGAGCUUUCUGGAUGACCCCAUGGCAGCUGCAGAGUGUGUGUGGAGGGAGGGGCAGGGUAAGGUGGCACCUAACGGAGCCGUGAUGCGGACCAGCGUCCUUGGGGUCCAUCGAUUCCACGACAUGGAUCACGUGACCAAGAACGCAGCGGAUGUCGCCAAAAUCACACACUUCGAUCCCAGAUGUCAGACUUCUGCUGUUGCUGUGUCCGUUGCGAUAGCAAUGAUGCUGCAGAAAAAAGAGCGCCAUUUUAACAAGACAGGAGGUUAUAAUAUUCCGGCUAUCAUCCAAGACAGCUAUGACAUCGCCGUGAAAUUUAUCGAGAUCGAGGAACAGAAACGUGAACUACUAAGCUGUAUGAAGUGUUCUGACCUGAAACAACUUAAGCUUGACGAAUCCGGAAAGAUCGGCUACACGUUUAAGACCCUUGGCUCUGGAUUCUGGGCACUCAAGCAGAACGACUUCCGGAAAGCGAUAACUAAAAUUGUCUUACAGGGUGGCGAUGCGGAUACAAAUGCCUGCGUAGCAGGGGCAAUGUUGGGAUGUAAACUCGGGGUAGAGGCCAUACCUGAGUCCUGGAAAAACAAUCUGAAACACAAGGACUGGUUAGACCAGCAAGUACAGAAAUAUUUUGCGAUGCUCAAAGAAAUGGAGGAUAUGAAGGCAUAGCAUGUAACAACCUCUUGAUACACUAUUCACAGUGUAUGUAGGAAUACCAAUUGCAACUACCUCAUCAAUUAUGCUGGAA
Magallana angulata is the source of this 2618-nucleotide messenger RNA. Its product is annotated as adenylosuccinate lyase-like. The transcript is spliced from 21 exons. The record is from RefSeq and is a predicted model, not a curated record. The coding region runs from base 38 to 2539 and encodes 833 amino acids. NCBI's taxonomy places the organism in Eukaryota, Metazoa, Mollusca, Bivalvia, Ostreida, Ostreidae. Gene Ontology annotation, biological process: 'de novo' AMP biosynthetic process. Gene Ontology annotation, cellular component: cytosol. Gene Ontology annotation, molecular function: (S)-2-(5-amino-1-(5-phospho-D-ribosyl)imidazole-4-carboxamido) succinate lyase (fumarate-forming) activity; N6-(1,2-dicarboxyethyl)AMP AMP-lyase (fumarate-forming) activity.